This is a messenger RNA of Astrephomene gubernaculifera, 660 nucleotides long. The record is from the annotation of a GenBank genome assembly. Lineage: Eukaryota; Viridiplantae; Chlorophyta; Chlorophyceae; Chlamydomonadales; Astrephomenaceae.
CGCCGCUGCAAGGCAUUAGCAAAGACAUAGUCCGACAAAGCGUCUGUCUGACUUGAGCAUAACCGAAGCCACACAUAAAGUAUCCCAGGUCAAUUAGCAAAUUUGUGCAAGGCUAUUCAGUGUGACUUCCUUACCACCCCUGACGACGAUUGACGAAGCAUGUACAAGAUAGAAGCAGGAAACAGUAGCUCCGCAAAGUUUAUAGAGGAAUUAAAUGCGCUGGAACGCUCAAUUUUCAAGAAGAACGACUCAUGGGCAGACGGCGAGCUGGAGCGAAUGGUCAAAAAAAGGAACAACAUUACUUGCGUGGCGCGCUUAAACGUAGAUGGAAAGGUCUGCGGCUACGUGCUAUGUACUAGCACGGGUAUAAAUGUUCAUGUAUCGAAACUCGCAGUACGGGAGGACUGCCGGCGGCAAGGUGUCGCAAAGAGCCUCAUGAUGGCUGUUCUCCGUACGGCUGCCACUCAGCGCCGGUCGCUGUCCUCAACGCUGCAUGUGGCUCUUGAUAACCAGCCAGCUGUCAACCUCUACAGGUCGCUGGGCUUCAAGGAAGAUGGCUUGUUGGAACACUACUACACCACAGGCCGCCAUGCCUACAAAAUGAUUUGCGACUUGGAGCCCUAUAAGAAGCCCGAGACCAGCGGCAGCGGCAGCAGCUGA